AUGGCGAGAAAGAAGGUUGAUCUUGCAUACAUAAGCAAUCCCAAGAAGAGGAAGGAAGUAUUGAAGAAAAGGAAAAAUGGUUUGCUAAAAAAGGUUGAUGAAAUCACUACCCUUUGUGGCAUUGAGGCUUGUGCUAUCAUUUAUAGUCCAGACGAACCUGAGCCUCAGGUUUGGUCAUCUGACCAAGGAGUGGAAAGUGUGAUUUUCAAGUUUAGGGGAGUUUCUGAAUUGACACGAAACAAAAGAAUGUUUUGUCAAGAGUCACUUUUAAGGAAAAACAUAAUCCAAGUGCAAGGGCAGCUCAAGAAACUCAGGAAUGAAAAUAGGAUGAAGGAGAUUAACCUUUUCAUGUGUCAAUACUUUGUUGGUGGUAACCACCUUGACAAGUCCAAUAUUAUUGAUCUGAAUGAUAUCACAUUCUUGGCUGAUAAAAAGUUGGAGGAGAUUACAAAGAAAAUAGAAAUGCUCCAUGUCCAAGAGGUGACACCAACUACUGAAAAUGAGGAGAAACCAUGA
Messenger RNA from Glycine soja, 516 nucleotides. RefSeq names its product agamous-like MADS-box protein AGL80. Gene Ontology annotation, biological process: positive regulation of transcription by RNA polymerase II. Bases 1 to 516 code for a protein of 171 amino acids. NCBI's taxonomy places the organism in Eukaryota, Viridiplantae, Streptophyta, Magnoliopsida, Fabales, Fabaceae. Gene Ontology annotation, molecular function: protein dimerization activity; RNA polymerase II cis-regulatory region sequence-specific DNA binding; DNA-binding transcription factor activity, RNA polymerase II-specific. The record is from RefSeq and is a predicted model, not a curated record. The transcript is spliced from 2 exons.